Molecule: messenger RNA, 624 nt
Organism: Telopea speciosissima
Lineage: Eukaryota; Viridiplantae; Streptophyta; Magnoliopsida; Proteales; Proteaceae
Product: MLP-like protein 43
Exons: 2
Coding region: 30-362 (110 amino acids)
Biological process (GO): defense response
Source: RefSeq, a predicted model, not a curated record
CCAAUAUUCGCUUUUGAUCGUUAGGAGCAAUGGGUCUUAGUGGAAAGCUUUCAAUGGAAAUGGAGAUCAAAUCCUCUGCAAAUAAGUAUUUUCAUGGUUGUAUAGAUCAUGGGACCCUAUUUUCCAAAGCUCUUCCUGAUGAUGUCCAUAAGUCUGAAGUACAUGAAGGAGAUGGAAAGAGCUUGGGCUCCAUCAAUUCCUACUGCUAUGUCUUAGAUGGAGAUAAAGUUGUCUCUACCAAAGGCAAGAUGGAAGCCCUAGAUGAAGUGAACAAAUCAAUCACUUUGAAUAUGUUAGAGAGCUUUGCAGCAAGUACAAGCUGCAUAUGCAAGUCUUUACAAAGGAUGGCAAGAACUUUGUGAAAUGCAUCAUAGAAUAUGAAAAGCUAAGUGAGAAGGUCCCUGAGCCUAUUAAUUAUCUGGAGGUUACAACCAAGUUCUGUAAGGGGUUGGACGCGCAUCUUCUUCAAGCUUAGAAGCAAGGAGUUAAACCCAAAUGCUUGGCUUAUUAGUGAUCACAGUUUGCUUAUGAUCGAUUGCAACUAAAAUUGCAAUUCUAGAUUAUGUUUCUUGUUUAUGAGUACCUGUUUCUUCCUAAGUUGAGAAGCUUGUGUGUCAUGGUAAU